Penaeus chinensis is the source of this 787-nucleotide messenger RNA. RefSeq lists its product as uncharacterized. The coding region runs from base 13 to 522 and encodes 169 amino acids. The record is from RefSeq and is a predicted model, not a curated record. The transcript has 2 exons. Lineage: Eukaryota; Metazoa; Arthropoda; Malacostraca; Decapoda; Penaeidae.
GCACCGAGGAUUAUGGAGACAUCACAGUUGAGUCUGCUACUCCUCGUGGGCGGCCUGUUCUACGCCCUCGUCGGUAUCCUGAUGGUCACAACGCACACGAGAGUAGCCAAAGUUACUCCAUUUAUCCUUUGCUAUCCGGUUAGGGUUGGAACCGUGUACCUCGUUCUGGCUGGGAUGCUGAUUGCAGCUUCCGUCGGCUUGUGGCUUUGGGAAGAACAUGAAAGGAGAAACUACAUCUACAACUUCAACAACAGCAGUAAAAACUUAAGGAAAAGGAGGAAGCGAAUACAUCCUUUCCUUCAAGCUUUUCCCGAAGCAAAUGCCGACUUCAUUACCCCUGAGACUCUACGGGAAACAGACUGGACUCACCUAGGGGAACGGAAAGUGCAGUUCACCGAGAACAACCCUUACUACUGGAUCAUCGCGAAGAGAGCAUGGCUAAGGGAAAUGCACCAAAGGAGAUUCCCUCGAUGGCCUAGGAGGGACCCACCCUGUUUGUAUCCUGAGCUUUUGGACUUUUAAGCUAUUAGGUCAGAGGUCGAGGGGUCAGAGGUCAUGGGUUUGGGGAUUGAAGGUUGAGCUUGUGGGUGUCAGGGGAUCAAAUGUCAGGAGGUUAAGGAUACAAAGAGUCACUUUAGAAGGGUGUUACAUGUGGGUCACGUGGUUAAAGGUUAGGAGUUUGGGGUUAAUGAUAUGAUUUAUAAGAAAGAUCCUUUAGGGCUAAUAAGUUUAGGGGUUGGGGAUCAGCUACUGUUUUACAGUGUUAGGGUCAAAGGAUAAGGGUUAA